UUCGCCCACUGCCAAGGCCACAGUAGUUGCGAAGAGCUGCGGAACGAUGGCGCCAACAACCGUGAAGGUAGUCUCAGUGUUCUUGUUGCUGGCAAUCGGUGGUACGGAGUGUAAUCCUUUUUUCGGAAAUAAUUAUGUGCUUCCACAAGGAGCACGUCUGGCGAAUGCUGCAAAUGCUGUGGUACGAAAUUUGGACGCUGCCCAGACGCAAGUUCGCGUCUCCUUGAUCAAUCCAACGGCGUCGGAAUUUCUGAAUGCUGGAGCCACGGCCCUGAGGGAGUACGUCGGCAAUACGACGCUUGUGAUGGGACAAAUGUUCCGAGAGGUGGCACAAGUUGCAGUCGAUCGUACUACGGCACCGGCCGUGGUCUUCACCAGGCUAACGCUCGCUGUACAAGGUGUGUCCCAGUGGAACCGAAACCUAUCCCAAUCGCUGGAUGUGUUCAAGCAGGUGUUUAACUACGAUGACAAUUCCAAUACGGCCUCUUAUAUGGAGUCGUUGAGAAAUUCGUUCUCCAAGAACGUCCAGGAACUGUCGGAGGUGUUGGGGCGUUUGGGCGAUGCGAUUCUGCUAGUUGCUGGACAACCACUAAAUACGCAGCAGUUCUUGGAAGUUGUAUCUGCCAACGGUACCCUACAGCAGCUGCAGGAUGUGGUGGAAUCGGCCGUACGUCUAUCAGCUGACUAUUCCGCGAGUGUAACCAAGCUGGUGGCCGCAGUUCGUGCCGCCAAUGACUUCCAGUCCCGAUCGUACUCAUUGUUGCGAACUAAUCAGGCAUCGAUCAACACCAAUGUUGAUCGUUACACCUCUGCAUCAAAUGCAUCCUUUUACCGUUUCCUCACAGCGGCCGAUUCGCUCUUUACUCAUCUGAAAGACACGAACGAAAGCUUCGUCUUCCGUUGGCCACUUCUGUUCAGCACGGCUGUACAGGAUAAGUUAAAUCUGCUCAACCAUUCUAUCGAUCAUCUGACCUGGAACUUAAUGCAGCGUACCGCAACUGUUACCCUAAAUUUGCAGCGCACCAGUGCACUGUUCAAAGAGGGCAACAACACACUGAGCUACUUGCGUGAAGAAACCGAUCUGUAUACUCGGGUCAUGCUGAAUGUGCUGUACGAUGAAAAUUUCUGUGCAACCGGGUUCGUUACGUCGUUUAACGCGUUACCGGCACGGGUAACUACGCUCGUAGCGGCAUGUCUAACUGAGCAGACGAACCUGGAGAGUCAAGGUGCGACACAGCUCGUAUCGCUAGCCAACAGUUUCCUUCGACCGUACGUUACUGCCAUCUACGGACGACUUAAUAUCUGUUUCCAGCAGCCGUUCGAAAAAAUGACGGAAUGUUUAGACAAAAUUGUUGAGACCAUCGACUUCAGGGGAAAGUUCUUCUUGCUCGACCUAGCCAGCCAACUAUUCUUCGAACAGGUACAGCAGGAGCUGCCAUCCUGUAACGAUCGCCUGCUGGAGUUUGUUCGGAACUCUGGACUACGUGAGGCAUGUCUGAUUUAAAGGAAGCAACAUUAGCAAAUGG
Messenger RNA from Anopheles funestus (African malaria mosquito), 1526 nucleotides. RefSeq lists its product as uncharacterized. Lineage: Eukaryota; Metazoa; Arthropoda; Insecta; Diptera; Culicidae. The transcript is spliced from 2 exons. The coding region runs from base 47 to 1504 and encodes 485 amino acids. The record is from RefSeq and is a predicted model, not a curated record.